UCGCCCCGCAUCGCAGCCGCCCCGAUUGCCGCCGCCCGCUCGCCCGUUAUGUCCUCUGAGAAUCACCCCAUCGCCGCGGCCGCCCUGAAGCUGGCCAAAUCCGGCGGCAUUGAAGCCGUUCAGGAGUGGGAGCAGGACCGCUUCCACAACGCCCUGAACAACAUCUCCCACAAGAAGGCCGGGCUCCGCCUGAACGGCCUGCGCGAGUUCAUCGACCUCGUGCACUUCUCCCUGGAGCCGGGGCACCUGCUGCAGAAGUCCCCGCUGACCGUGGUCACCGAGCUGCAGGCGGCCAUCCGGCGGCUGUCCAAGAGCGAGAUGGCCACCGGGCUGCGCGCGGUGUCCGCCUUUGCCGUCGGGCUUGGCACCAUGAAUGACGAGAUCUUCCAAUACCUGCAGAGCUUCCUGACCGGGAUCCUGCAGCAGGCGGACCUGUCGGAGGCGGCCGCCGUGGCCGGGCUCCAGGCCCUGACCCUGGCCACGGUGUUCAUGUCCGAGGACAGCGACCAGCUGGUGGUCCUCUUGCGGCAGCUGGUGCAGGCGGUCAGCACCGCGGCCGACGCGGCCGGGCUCGAUGCCACCGUGGACAUGAUCGACAGCGGCGACGAUGAGGCCGACGCCUUGUCAUCCGGCGCCGGGCCCAGCGGGGAGUGGCUGCUGCCCGGUAAGUCGGCCGCGCGGCCGGCCGUGCGCGUGGCCGUCCUCCAGGCUCUGGCCUUUGCCGGGUCCUUCCACCCGGCUGGGGGCCGCGUUUUGCGGCCGCUGGCCCCGGGGCUCGUUCCCAUCCUGGCGGCCACCCUGCUGGAGGCGGAGGAGCAGCAGCAGCUGGACCUGAAGUCCGCCGCCGCCCUGGGGCUGGUGGCCCUGGUGGCCGGCACCCCGGAGGCCAACCACCUGACCGGGCGCUUUGGCCCGGGCCUGCUGGAGCAUCUGCCGCCGCUGGUGGCCACAUUGCAGGCGCUGACGCACUCGCGGCACCAGAGCCAGCAGCAAUUGGCCAGCUCCUACCGGGCCUUUGCCGACCUGCUGGAUGCCCUGCGCAUGGAGGAGUUCGAGCCGGAGGAGGUGAAUCUCGGCAGUGGCCAGGCCGACAUGGCCCCGCUGCCGUACUUGCUGUCCUCGUCGCGGGCCCGCUGCCGGGAGCCCUACAUGCAGGAUAUCUUCCCGGGGCAGGCGCUGGACUUCCAGGUCCGCUUCAAUGUGGCCGUGCGCGGGCUCUUUGGCCUUGGGCCGGUGGUCGAUCGCCUGGUGGUCGGCCUGACGGAGGAGGAGAUCGACCGGAUGUUCAUGGACAAGCGCACCCUGCAGCUGGUGCGUGAGGAUGAUGCUCGCCAGCGUGCGCGCGACAUCGCCACCCAGCGCCGGACCAAGCACGACCUCGGGGAGUUCUAGUCGCGUGGGUGCAUGCACUUUCGUUGCCUGUCCGCGUAGACGUGUGCGUGUGUGUGUGUGUGUG
Molecule: messenger RNA, 1456 nt
Organism: Fonticula alba
Lineage: Eukaryota; Rotosphaerida; Fonticulaceae
Exons: 2
Coding region: 49-1392 (447 amino acids)
Source: RefSeq, a predicted model, not a curated record